Messenger RNA from Medicago truncatula (barrel medic), 842 nucleotides. RefSeq names its product putative germin-like protein 2-1. The coding region runs from base 65 to 727 and encodes 220 amino acids. The transcript is spliced from 3 exons. Gene Ontology annotation, molecular function: manganese ion binding. The record is from RefSeq and is a predicted model, not a curated record. NCBI's taxonomy places the organism in Eukaryota, Viridiplantae, Streptophyta, Magnoliopsida, Fabales, Fabaceae.
ACAUAUACAAAGUAAAUAUAUACAAGAGUUGCUAAAUAAUACAUCCACCUAACUAUAGAACAAUAUGAAGAGUAUUUACUUGUUUUUCACAGCCUUCCUAGCAUUGGCAUCUUGUGCCUUUGCAUUUGAUCCUAGCCCUCUACAAGACUUUUGUGUGGCUAUCAAUGACACCAAAACGGGUGUGUUUGUGAACGGCAAAUUCUGUAAGAAUCCAAAGCUUGCUACACCAAAUGAUUUCUUUUUCUCAGUGAAAGAAGGAAACACAUCAAAUCCACUGGGUUCAAAAGUGACACCGGUUACGGUUAAUGAUAUACUAGGACUAAACACUUUAGGUAUCUCUCUUGCUCGCAUUGACUUCGCAUCAAGGGGACUAAAUCCCCCACAUACUCACCCUAGAGCCACUGAGAUUCUUAUAGUGUUGGAGGGUACUCUCUAUGUCGGGUUUGUUACUUCUAAUCCAGAAAACCGUCUCAUCACAAAAGUACUGAACAAAGGAGAUGUGUUUGUGUUUCCAAUUGGUCUCAUUCACUUCCAAUUGAAUGUGGGAUAUGGAAAUGCAGUUGCUAUUGCUGGACUUAGCAGCCAAAAUCCUGGUGUAAUCACAAUUGCUAAUGCUGUAUUUGGAUCUAAUCCAAAAAUCUCUUCAGAAGUUCUCACCAAAGCUUUUCAAGUUGACAAUAAUAUAGUGGACAAUCUUCAAAAACAAUUCUGGGUGGACAACUACUAGAACAUGAUACUACCAUGUUGAUAGUUAUAAUUGAAAGUACACAAUUGAUAUGUACCUUACACUUAUAUCAGUGUUUGUAUUAUUUGAAUAAAAUAUGAUUUGGUUUUUGGUUCAA